Molecule: messenger RNA, 768 nt
Organism: Colletotrichum fioriniae
Lineage: Eukaryota; Fungi; Ascomycota; Sordariomycetes; Glomerellales; Glomerellaceae
Source: RefSeq, a predicted model, not a curated record
AUGAGGAUAGCCUACGGUGUUUUCCACCUCAGAGAUGGGCCUCUGAAAAAUUGGCAAUACCUCUUCAUCAUCGAAGGAACGCUGACAAUCCUUUUCGGUCUCAUCGCCUGGGUGUUCCUUCCAGCAGGUCCCGGCUCGGCUUGGUUCCUAACCCAAGAAGAACGACGCUUUGCUGCGGAUAGGAUCAAAGCCGACAGCGUUUCAUUUACCGAGCAUGCCUACGACGCCCAUGGAGUAGAGACAGAUCGCUUGACCCAGCGGGACUUCAUUGAAACUGCUAGAGACUGGAAGUUCUGCAAGGAACGAGGUUAUCACAUCCUGGGGGGCAUCAUCAUUGCGGUCGUAGGUCUGGUAGCUACCGUUACUGUCGAAUCCAACGGCGGGAAGUACGCUGCGCUAUGCGUUCUUCUUCUCGGUAGUUACGUCGCUGCGCCAUUGACAGUCGCUUGGUUGAGCGGGAACACCCCAGAACCCGGAAAACGCUCCCUUAUCCUCGGUCUCAACGGUUUCGGGAAUUUGUCAGGUGUCAUCGGUGCGCAGCUAUACCGCGAUCGCUACAAGCCAGGCUACAAGAUCCCAUUUUACGUGACCCUGGGGUUUGUUGCAGUCUCGUUACUUGGAUACUUCUCGUACAGAUUGACCCUCGCCGCGGUUAAUCGAAGAAAGUUGGAACUUAUGAGACAGAAGUCUGCAGAGGAGAUUGAAAGAGAGCGACUGGACAACACGCGUUACGCUGACAAGAAGUGGACGUUCAUUUAUGGCCUUUGA